Drosophila mojavensis is the source of this 3379-nucleotide messenger RNA. RefSeq lists its product as uncharacterized. The coding region runs from base 699 to 2420 and encodes 573 amino acids. NCBI's taxonomy places the organism in Eukaryota, Metazoa, Arthropoda, Insecta, Diptera, Drosophilidae. The record is from RefSeq and is a predicted model, not a curated record. The transcript is spliced from 7 exons. Gene Ontology annotation, cellular component: neuron projection membrane. Gene Ontology annotation, biological process: synapse organization.
GACAGUUCAUUACGGUUUUCAAGGAUAAGCGAUGCCAACGUGCUGGCCCCGCACUGGCGGAACAUCCAAUUCAAUUGUCGUCUUUUAUUGUCGCCUUUCGCUGCUCGUCUAACGGAAUGCGCGAUUCAAAAAAAAAGGAAAAAAUACAAUCAAAUAAAUAAUUGACUUAGAUUCUACCAAAAAGAAAUAAAAUUAAAUAAAUAAAAAAAUACAAAUUAAAUAACCAAAAUUAUUAAAGUUUCGUGCGUAAAAUCUACAAAUGUUUUGUUGACUUUUUUUAACAAUUUUUUUUCUACCAUAUAUAUAUAUAUAUAGUCCCUAGAUAUAUAUAUAUAUAUAUGUGAAAUGCAAACAAGUGCCAAAUGUGAUGUGAAGUAUAAAAAUCAAAAGAAUAAUAGAAUGCAACAACAGAAAUGUUUUAAUAACAAUUUUUAGCCACGAGUCGCAAGUGAGCGCGAGUUCCGUUCUUUUUGUUCAUAUCUGGAAUAUAAAUUAAGCAAACAAUUUAACCGGCUGGCCACGACGGGAGAUCGCAUUGAACCAUUCGCAGUGGCGGCUCGUCAGAGUUUUGGAUGGACAGCUAAUGCUGUGUGCGCCAGCGCCUGGAAACGUUGAGGGCAGCUACGUUUUGAGAAUACAAUGAAGGUUUCUGAUCUCAACAGGGCCGUUUGUCAAAGUCACGUCAUCCCGUGCAAAGGAUGAGGCGUUUACAAGUUAAUAAUGCAUCAUUAGCAUCAGCAUCAGCAUCGGCAGCGGCAGCGGCAGCGGCAUCAGCAAUCGCGGCCCACUCAGCCCAAUCGAACUAUAGCCCGGCCAUCAGCCUGAGCCACAGUCGGAAGCGGAGUCCGUGGAGUCUGAGAUGCUUUUGGCUGUUCGCCGUAUUCACAGUUAUUGAAUUUCAUGUACACUUCGUGCUGGGCACCACAGCAACAGCAGCAACAGCAACAACAACAACAACAGCAACAGCAGCAACAGCAGCAUCAGCAGCAACUGCAUCGAUAUCAACUGCUGCUCUUAGCAAGCCGAACGACAGCAGCUCGGAGAAUAAUUUCUAUUUUGAUGAGAGUAUUACGAGCAGAGCGCUAUCUCUCAUUGCCGCUGACACAGCAGCGCCGCAGCUCCUUGACGUCUCCUCGAUGCCCGGCGAGACACAGCCAGCGGCCACAGCAACAGCAACAACAACAGCAACAGCAACUCGUACAACAAGAGCUCGGACAACAGCUCACAGCCAAGCUGGACUCCUGGCCUUCAGCACAGCUCGACUGCCUGGCCUGAGUGGCAAUAGCAGCACGGCCCGGACUCAAGAUCCCUUGGCUGCUUCAGCGGCGACCACCAAGAGCGCACGCAGCGCCACCGUGAAGCAGCCCAUCGAUGUGGCACGCUCCCGAAACCACUGGACAGCCGGCGGCGGUGGCGUUGGGGGUGGAUUCACAGAUGCGGAACGUUCGCGCACUUUUCGCAGCAAGUAUCAUCAUGAGAACCACUAUGGACCCUUCUUCGAAGAGCCGUCGAAUCUAGUGGAUCCCGGCAAGACGCUCGUCGCUGCCGUGCAUCUGUUCACGGAAGCCGUGCUCAAUUGUCGCGUCGGCAUGCUGAAGGAUAAGACGGUGAUGUGGGUUAGGCGCACCACUGAGAAGGUCUCACUGCUCACCGUUGGCAAUGUCACAUAUAGCGGUGACCCACGUAUACGAGUCAAAUUUCAAUAUCCGAACAACUGGCGUCUGAUGAUCAAUCCAACCCAGAGGGAAGACGCUGGCAUAUACAUGUGCCAGGUUUCAACACAUCCGCCGCGCGUCUUUACCACAAAUCUCACCAUUUUGGAGCCACCGCUGAGGAUCAUUGACGAACACGAACGAGAUGUGGGCGACAGAUACUACAAGUCCGGCAGCACCGUCGAUCUCCAGUGCCAGAUCUCACGCAACUUCUAUCAAAAGGAACGUCUGGCCAUACUCAAGUCAACGGAGUUGGGCAACUCGGCUAGCAAGCAACUGAAUGAUACGGCUAGCGAAAUGAAUCUAAUCGGCGAUGCGAACCAUACUCACAAUACAUACUCCAGCCAGGAGCUGGAGAAAUAUUUUACUCAUUUCAUUACCUGGGCCAAGGACGACGAACCGCUCCAAGCACUGACCAAUAGGCGUUCUAGCGUGUCCGACAAAUGGCUCAAUAGUCGAAUUUCUAUAUCCGAUGCCAAGCUCUCAGAUAGUGGAAAUUAUUCCUGUUCCCUUGGUCGACUCUUCACUGUAAUUGUACAGGUCCAAGUACUCACGGGUGAAUUGCCUGCUGCAGUUCAGCACAAUUUGGCACGAAGAUCCGGCAGUUGUCUGUCCCUCUCAUGGAGUCUCUUCAUUAUUGUUAUUUGUUUUUACAUACUCAAGAGCCAUUCAUCACAAUUUCAUAGUAUUAAAGCGACGAAUGAAUGAAUGAAUGAAUGUCUGACGUAAAGGAAUUGUACUUAGCAUUCGAUCAUUCAUCUAUAUAAUAAUAUAUGGUAUUUCUGACUAAAUACCAGAACAUAGAAUAUUUCUGAGAAACAAAACAAAAUGAAUUCCAUAUAUGUACGUAUAUGCUUCACGCUGUGUAACUGCUAAAACUGAAAUAUUUGUCCAAAUACAAUGAUUGGUCUAUGUAUGUAUCUACAUCAAUUACAUCAAAAUACAUACAUUGAAUUUUCUAUAUCAAUUUACACGACUUUCAUUGAUAUUCUUCUUAAUAAAAUAAAGUCGACAACUUGUUUAAAAACUUAACAAAAAAUGAAAACCUAAAAAAAAAAUAAAAUAAAAUCUGAAACAAUUCCGAAUAUCAGUUCAAGUAAACCCACAGGAACUUAGCCAAGAUUACAAAAAAAAAAAAAUAAUAAUAAUAAUAAUAAUAAUAAUAAAAGUAUGUUUUAUUACAAAUAAAAAAAAAAUGAAAAUAAAAAAUGGAAUUUGUAUGCGACAAGGAAAAAGUGAAAAUUCAAAUAAAAUUUGUUAUUAUGUUUCGUUUGACGUGUGAGUCCAAGUUCAACUUUCACUUACAUAAAUGAGUUGAUUUAACAUUUUAAUUGUAUGUUUCGGCAAUUAGUAUGUUUGUAAAUAUUGUAAAAUGAGAGAAGUUAGGAUUUUACCUCCUCAACUCCAUACCGUGCAUAUAUAUUUUCUCAAUUCUCAUUCUGCUAGCUCAAAAUUGUAUAGUUAAACUAUUUAUUCGAAUUGAUUUAUAUAUAUAUGUAUACAUAAAUAUAUGUAUUAAUAUCUUAGUUAAUGGUAACCUACUUGGCUGGAUUAACGAAACUCUAUGAUCCACCAAUAUUGUUAAAUUGCGAUAAUCGUGCAUUGACAUGAUUAUCAUGCUAUAUUACAAACUAAAUCAAAAUACAUACUUUCAAAUAUAAAAUCCA